Danaus chrysippus (African queen) is the source of this 537-nucleotide messenger RNA. The record is from the annotation of a GenBank genome assembly. NCBI's taxonomy places the organism in Eukaryota, Metazoa, Arthropoda, Insecta, Lepidoptera, Nymphalidae.
AUGUUCCCGGACAAUUUAUCUGAACAUUCUUCUUGUAAAGAUAGUGGAACAGGUGACUCGGCUAAACAGACAAGCUUUGAUGGUGUGCCCACAGACAGAAGUGAUCAGCCUGGUUACAAUCAACCUGGUUAUGGAGGAUCUCCGGCGCAGCUGGAAAUAGGUCACGGUCCUUAUCCAUCUAUGGGCACAGGAGGGACCAUCUCGCCUCAAGUACAGCAAUGGUUCAAUGCGGUCGAUAAAGAUCGUUCUGGUUUUAUUACGGCGUUAGAGCUAAAGUCAGCGUUGGUCAAUGCUCAAGGACAAACAUUUUCAGAAACAGCUUGUAGCUUAAUGAUGGGUAUGUUCGACAAGGAUCGUACAGGUCACAUAAAUGUCGAAGAGUUUGAUAAAUUGUACACUUACAUCAACCAAUGGCUUGCGGUUUUCAAAACUUAUGACACUGAUCAAUCUGGGCAUAUUGAAGAAGAGGAAUUGUCUAAAGCUCUAUCCACGAUGGGAUUUCGUUUCUCACCAGACUUUAUUAGCUUUCCUAAGUAA